AUGGACAAGAGGCCCGAUAUCACAAAGACAUAUAUGGGGACAGUCAUCGACAAGAACAAGAACACUCUCCUCAACUACAGCCCAGAAAAGAUGCGUGACGGCAUCAUGAACCUGCGAAUGAAUCUAGACAAUGGCAAAACCACAAAUGUUCCAAAAUGGGGAUACUCCGGGGAUCUGAACGUUGCGAAUCUCGUUGAGGGGGGUACAGCAGCAAAUUAUUUCGACAAAGUGGGCGAGGAGUUUGGGACACGCUACUGGAAGGCCAAGGAAGAGUUUGAUCGAGUUGCUAAGCUCACGGGUGACGAUAAGCUGAGUGAUGAGCUGAAGGCAUUGUUCAAGACUUGGAAUGAACAUGCGGUGGAAUCCUCUAAGAUGUCCUACGCAUAUCGGGAAAAGGAACUCCGAAUGCAAGAGCCAGGAGCCAUCAAGUCAGCUCUCAAAGGCAAAUAUACCGACAAGGCGAAGAAAAAGCUCAUCGUCGUUGAAACCAGGAUGCUUGACAAAAGCGAGGUGGUGUGGGGAGAGCCUUACAAGGUUUAUGACAAGGAUGCUACAGCCACCAAAUUAGCAUCCAUUGGAGACCUGGGAUUGACAAAAGAACAGGCUCUCACUCUGCUCACGGAUGUUUACAAUGAACUUCAGGAAACAGAUUUAGUCAAGGAUCACGUAAGGGCCUUGACGGGGGCCAAAAAGGCAAUGAAUGUGGCGCGCAGCGGAUGUAUCUAG
This is a messenger RNA of Penicillium coprophilum, 726 nucleotides long. RefSeq lists its product as uncharacterized. Lineage: Eukaryota; Fungi; Ascomycota; Eurotiomycetes; Eurotiales; Aspergillaceae. Bases 1 to 726 code for a protein of 241 amino acids. The transcript has a single exon. The record is from RefSeq and is a predicted model, not a curated record.